GGAAAGUUUGUCCUGCCUCUGAUGGGCAACUCGGUAUACGAUGGCAGCAUGGUUGAAGGAAGGCGAGAGGGAGUGGGCAAGCAUGCUUCACCGUUCGGUGAAUACGAGGGAGAGUUCGACAACGGGGUCGUCAACGGGUCAGGAAGGAGAACAUACAGCGAUGGCGGAUCGUACAAGGGGGAGUGGAGGAAUGGGAUGAAAGAUGGGAAAGGAACACAAAAGUUUCACGAUGGGGACGAGUUUGAAGGGAAUUUUGUACUUGGCAAACCUCAUGGUGUGGGGAGGUACCGGCACAGAUGCGGCGAUGAGUACGAGGGACAGUUCCAAGAGGGCAGAAGAGAGGGACAUGGUGUCUACAAGUAUGCUGGGAAGAGUGGUUGUAACUUUGUUGGGAACUUCGUGAACAACAAGAUGGAUGGCCAUGGGCAGUUGACGUUCACGGAUGUUGGGGUGGAGUUUGUGUACAGCGGGGAAUUCAAGGGAGGUACUCAGCAUGGGCGGGGAACCCUUGAUGCAUCUAAUGGGGUUCGAUAUGAGGGAGAGUUUCAUCAUGGGAAGUUUCACGGAACAGGUGUUUACUUCUUUGCGGACGGCAGUUGCUAUGAAGGUGAUUUCAGGGAUGGCAAGUUCCAUGGAGAUGGAACG
Molecule: messenger RNA, 645 nt
Organism: Guillardia theta CCMP2712
Lineage: Eukaryota; Cryptophyceae; Pyrenomonadales; Geminigeraceae
Exons: 1
Source: RefSeq, a predicted model, not a curated record